This is a messenger RNA of Culex quinquefasciatus (southern house mosquito), 1257 nucleotides long. RefSeq names its product putative odorant receptor 83c. The transcript has 2 exons. Lineage: Eukaryota; Metazoa; Arthropoda; Insecta; Diptera; Culicidae. The record is from RefSeq and is a predicted model, not a curated record. The coding region runs from base 4 to 1185 and encodes 393 amino acids. Gene Ontology annotation, cellular component: plasma membrane. Gene Ontology annotation, biological process: sensory perception of smell; detection of chemical stimulus involved in sensory perception of smell. Gene Ontology annotation, molecular function: olfactory receptor activity; odorant binding.
AACAUGGCGCAAGUAUCGGUGGUCAAACCUGCAUUCUCCGACCCAGCCCGGGAGCUGUUCGAUCGAAUUUUCUCGAACGUUUCCCGCCUGUACGGACUCAUCGGGAUGAACGUGCUGGAUCCCCGGUACCGAACCAGAGGCCGCACGCUGGUGCCCUGGGUCGUGACCCUUUUCGCCACGAUCCAGGUCGCGUACUUUUUGUGGCGUGAACGUUCGGAUUUGCUCAAGGUCAUGGUGAUCCUGCCGUACGCGACCUUCCCGGUGCAGGGACUCCACGUGAUGCUACAGAGUGUGACCAAUCCGAGCAACUUCAAGGAUUUGCAAGCCAAGUCGACGGAGGUUUUUGAGCUGCUGAACGAAAAUCUGACGAACCGUCCGCGCAUGGCAAAGGUGUUGAAGGUCGCGACGUUUCUGCAGAAGAUGAUCAUCGGGUCGUACGGAGGAUCGAACGGGUUCAUCUUGGUGGCACCGUUUAUCGUUUGGUUGAUUUCCGGCACAAAGUCGUUCAUCUUUCUGUACCGGAUUCCGUUCGUUGACGAGUGGAGUACGGUUGGGUUUCUGAUGAACCUAGCCUUGCACGCGUUCAUAAUACCGAUCGCAUACUGCAAAUACGUGGGAAUCGACUGUCUGUUUAUCGCGAUGAUUGUGCCGAUUGCUGCCUAUGUGGACGGAUUGGUCAACGAGAUCGACGAAAUUAACGACCUGAUGGAGCAAGCCAAACCGGAUCAGAAGGUGAUCCGAACCAAGUUGAUCCGCAUCGCGAAGCUUCACCAACUGCUGCUGGAGUACGAGCAGAUGCUGGAAGAUCGCUACAACUUUAUGGCUUUGGUCAGGAUCGGAUCGAUCGUGCUGGGAAUCAUCAGCACGAUCGUAGCGAUCUACGAAACCGGAGACCACAUGGCAGCCUUCUUCAGCGUGUUUCUGCUGAUGCAACUGACCCAAAACUGUCUGCUGGGAACGGUCAUUACAAUUAAGAAUGAAAAGCUCACCGAAGCUCUGUACGACAUCAAGUGGUACCAGCUGCCGGUAGAAGAGGCCAGACAGUUGACACUGAUGAUGCAAUCAGCUCAAAACGCUCCAACGCUGAGCAUCGGGAAGAUUGGACCGCUCAACGUCGAGAGCUACGAGUCGAUCAUGAGAAGCAUCUACAACUUUGUGAUGGCACUGUUUGCUUUUGUUGGUUAGAACAUAAAAACUCUAAGCACACUCCCUAGCAAUAAAACUGCAGAAGGAAAACGUUUUUCAUAAUCAACUUAA